Molecule: messenger RNA, 959 nt
Organism: Rhododendron vialii
Lineage: Eukaryota; Viridiplantae; Streptophyta; Magnoliopsida; Ericales; Ericaceae
Exons: 5
Coding region: 179-739 (186 amino acids)
Biological process (GO): intra-Golgi vesicle-mediated transport; endoplasmic reticulum to Golgi vesicle-mediated transport
Cellular component (GO): cis-Golgi network membrane; TRAPP complex; cytosol
Source: RefSeq, a predicted model, not a curated record
GGAGUCUAGGUCAAACCCAGCGUUCCUACUGGGAGCACUUCGCAAGAUUUCUCGCUCCAGAGAGAGAAAGAGAGAGGAGAGAGAGAGAGAGAAACGAAGCCCCAAAUCGGUUUCGAAUCGAGCAGUGAUCUCGCGACUGAGCUGAUCUGAAAAGAAGAAACUUCCUUCCAAAUUUCCAAUGGCUCCAGUUGCCCCCAGAUCUGGAGACGCCAUUUUCGCCAGCGUCGAGCGCGUGAAUUCUGAGCUCUUCACCCUAACCUAUGGAGCCAUCGUGCGUCAACUGCUCACGGAUCUGGAGGAGGUCGAUGAAGUCAACAAACAGCUUGAUCAAAUGGGUUAUAAUAUUGGAGUGCGGCUAGUUGAUGAGUUCUUAGCUAAGUCCAACGUCUCCAGAUGUGUUGACUUCAAGGAAACUACUGAAGUAAUUGCAAAGGUUGGUUUCAAAAUGUUUCUAGGGGUCACUGCAUCUGUGACCAAUUGGGAUGCUGAUGGAACCAGUUGCAGUCUUAUUUUGGAGGAUAACCCACUAGUAGACUUUGUUGAGCUUCCUGACACAUGUCAAGGUCUAUAUUAUUGCAACAUAAUAAGUGGAGUUAUCAGAGGAGCUCUGGAGAUGGUGUCAAUGAAGACUGAAGUCUCGUGGAUACGUGAUAUGCUUCGAGGGGAUGAUGUGUUUGAGUUGCACGUGAAACUUCUGAAGCAAGUUCCUGAGGAAUAUCCAUACAAGGAUGAUGAGUAACACGCUACAUCGACUCUCAGUAUCUUGUAUAUUGAAUUAUGGUUUUCAGGCCUUUCUUUUGUUUUCUAUUUGAACGUUUCUGCAUGCUUUGAUUUGCUCUAGUUUUGUAACUCUUAUCAUUUGCUUUUAUCGGUUAACUUGAAGCAUCUUAUGGAAUUUUGAUAAGAUCAUUGUAUCAGUCCUUUUCAUGGUGAUUUUGAUUACAGGACACUGUUGCUCA